Molecule: messenger RNA, 932 nt
Organism: Stomoxys calcitrans (stable fly)
Lineage: Eukaryota; Metazoa; Arthropoda; Insecta; Diptera; Muscidae
Gene: Yip1d1
Product: protein YIPF5
Exons: 5
Coding region: 90-872 (260 amino acids)
Biological process (GO): endoplasmic reticulum to Golgi vesicle-mediated transport; vesicle fusion with Golgi apparatus
Cellular component (GO): membrane; trans-Golgi network
Source: RefSeq, a predicted model, not a curated record
AGCCGCCUUCGUUCACUGUCCCUAGGGUGACGUGGUAUUGUAUUGUUUUUUGAUUUGUAAGAUUAAAAUAUAAAAAAAGUAAAUCAAAUAUGGCCAACUUUGGUGGACAAAAUGAAUUUUACUCGUCUGGCGAUAAUUCGUAUAACUUUGAUAUGCCGGAAUUUGAUCAGGAGUUAGACUUUCAGAAUUUUGAAAAUACGCAAACAUCGGUUCCGCCAAAUUAUGACUUAAAUUACGCGAACACCAAUAGCAGUGGAAUGAGCUCUUUUUAUGACCCAAGCGCAUAUUCGCAAAAUGCUUAUGACCAAAGUGACAAACGUUUCAAAGCUGGUGGCAGUGUAGGUAAUGACUUCGAAGAUGAACCGCCCUUAUUGGAAGAGUUGGGUAUUAACCCUAAUCACAUAUUUCAAAAGACUUUGGCUGUAUUAAAUCCAAUGCGUGGAGCGGACCAACAAAUACUUCAAGACACAGAUAUGGCGGGUCCAUUGGUAUUCUGUUUGGCGUUGGGUGGAUUUUUAUUAUUGAGUGGAAAAGUCACAUUUUCUUACAUAUACGGCAUUGGUGUUAUGGGAAGCAUUGCAUUUUAUUGUUUACUUAGUCUAAUGGCAUCACAAGCUAAUGUUACUUUCGGUGCUGUUGUAUCUGUUUUAGGAUAUUGUUUACUACCGAUGGUCGUUCUAUCAGGCGUAAACGUCUUGAUUACUAUACAGGGAACUGUUGGUUUAAUUGUUGCUGCAGUUUGUAUAUUUUGGUGUUCAUUGUCAGCCUCCAAACUUUUUGUGACAGCAUACUCAAUGGAUCACCAACAAGUUUUGAUUGCAUACCCUUGUGCUUUACUAUAUGGAGUAUUCGCAUUAAUAACAAUAUUUUAGAAAUAUCAUAUUGUAGAUUACAGCAAAAAUAAAAUAUAUCUAUUACUGCAGCAAACAGAA